Molecule: messenger RNA, 2662 nt
Organism: Polyodon spathula (Mississippi paddlefish)
Lineage: Eukaryota; Metazoa; Chordata; Actinopteri; Acipenseriformes; Polyodontidae
Gene: slc18a2
Product: solute carrier family 18 member 2
Exons: 16
Coding region: 373-1947 (524 amino acids)
Biological process (GO): aminergic neurotransmitter loading into synaptic vesicle; xenobiotic transport; transmembrane transport
Cellular component (GO): synaptic vesicle membrane; terminal bouton
Molecular function (GO): serotonin:sodium:chloride symporter activity; xenobiotic transmembrane transporter activity
Source: RefSeq, a predicted model, not a curated record
UCCACAAAAGCAGCUGCGGCAACUGCGAGGAGUCUGAAACGCAGCUUUAGAUCCACUUUUUUUUUUCAUAGGCGUACAGUAGCAGUAGUUCAUUGACUUCUGUUUAUUUACUUGAUUUACUAGAUGUUAUGCAGCAAAACACGUGUUUAUGUACACAUCGCACUGGUCGUGUCCCAGUCCGUGUGUCAUUAAAUUCCACCUUUUAAACAUGAUUGAUAAGGCUUCUGUGACGUCAGUUGCAAGGCAAGUUAGUUUACCUGCCCACAGCUAUACCGUCCUGUGUCUCCUGGAGUUUAGGAAUCAAGAGGUACUUUAAAUCUACGUGGAUUGCACUCAAAAGUGAAAGCGUUCCUCCGUGGGUUCCUGUGAAAAAUGGGUGCACUGCAAACCUUCAGGGAGUUCAGUGUUUUAGGAUGGCUAAGAGAAGGCAGGCAAUCGAGGAGGCUAAUUCUUCUUAUCGUGUUCGUUGCACUUCUGCUGGACAACAUGCUCCUCACUGUAGUCGUGCCCAUUAUCCCCAGCUACUUGUACACAGCAGAUCACAAGGCCACUCCAGUGAAAAACCAGACGGCCAGUCCUGGGCCAGACUCUGUGCCCUCCUCAAACACCUUUCAAAAUAUCUUCUCCUACUAUGACAACUCCACCAGGCUACCUGGCAACGCCUCUGAGGAGACAUCCCAAAGAACAGCCCUUUUCUCCUACACCACCACCAGCAGCCCCGUCACCAAUGCCACUGAAGACCCAUCAGACUGUCCCAAAAAGGACAAGCGUCUCUUAAAUGAAAAUGUGAAAGUGGGUUUACUGUUUGCUUCAAAAGCCACCGUGCAGUUGAUAACUAAUCCGUUCAUUGGACCUCUGACCAACAGAAUAGGAUACCAGAUUCCUAUGUUUGCUGGCUUUUGCAUCAUGUUUCUUUCCACUGUCAUGUUUGCUUUUUCUGAAAGCUAUACUUUACUUUUCCUGGCGAGGUCUCUGCAGGGAAUCGGCUCCUCCUGUUCAUCAGUGGCAGGUAUGGGGAUGCUGGCUAGUGUCUACACGAAUGAUGAGGAACGAGGGAAUGCCAUGGGGAUUGCAUUAGGAGGCCUGGCUAUGGGAGUGCUGGUUGGCCCCCCCUUUGGCAGCGUGAUGUACGAGUUUGUGGGGAAAACGGCACCUUUUCUGAUUUUAGCAGCAUUGGCACUGCUCGAUGGAGCUUUGCAGCUUUUUAUUCUGCAGCCAUCAAAGUCAGAACCUGAAAGCCAGGAGGGAACAUCACUCUUUGCACUUUUGCGGGACCCUUAUAUCCUCAUUGCUGCAGGAUCCAUAUGCUUUGCUAACAUGGCCAUCGCAAUGCUAGAGCCAGCACUGCCAAUAUGGAUGAUGGAGACCAUGUGUUCAAGAAAAUGGCAACUUGGCGUUGCUUUUGUCCCCGCCAGCAUCUCCUACCUUAUUGGAACCAACAUCUUUGGCGUUCUUGCUCACAAAAUGGGAAGGUGGCUUUGUGCCUUGAUCGGAAUGGUACUUGUAGGAAUAAGCAUCUUAUGUGUACCUUUUGCCAAAAACAUAUAUGGGCUCAUUCUACCAAAUUUUGGAGUUGGUUUUGCCAUUGGCAUGGUGGAUUCUUCAAUGAUGCCUAUAAUGGGUUACCUCGUUGACCUGCGCCAUGUUUCUGUCUAUGGAAGUGUGUAUGCCAUCGCAGAUGUAGCCUUCUGCAUGGGGUUUGCAUUGGGCCCUUCCACUGGUGGUGCGAUUGCUCGGAGCAUUGGGUUUCCCUGGUUGAUGACGAUCAUUGGGAUCAUUGACAUACUCUUUGCGCCACUCUGCUACUUCCUCAGAAGCCCACCAGCCAAGGAAGAGAAAAUGGCUAUCUUAAUGGAUCAGAAGCACCCAGUCAAGACCAGAAUGUACACUCAGAACAGCAUGCAACCAUACCCUCUGGAAGAUGAAGAGUCUGAAAGUGACGAAUAACAGGAGCCAUAUGUGUAUGUUACCCCUCAGAAUAUCUAUUUUGUUGUACAAACAAAGCAGUGUUUAUGUGAACGUCCCAUUUUAAAUGUGCGGUGUCAAUAUAGUGUACUAUUGAAGCAUACCAAAGCUGUUUUUAUUGCCAGUGUUACAGCUGUUUUUGUUAUUCUAUAUAAAAUAAGUAGCCGCCAGCCUUAUAAAACUGAUGUUAAUGUAUUUAUGGAAGUAAUUUACUGCUGGGAGAAGAAAAACAAAUUAAAUCAAGUCUUUGGUUUUCUUUAAAUAUAGCCUAUAUUUUUAAUUAUAUAUUUGCAGGUGUAAGUAAUGUAAAUCUGAUAGUGGCAUUGUAAGUGAAAAGUCGAUACAUUUUUACGUUUUUAAUUGUCUGUGAUGGGUUUAAAUACAGCAGAGUGUGGUACACUUUCGAUACAUGAUUUUCACUUCUUCUGUUACAUUUAAUAGGAUCCCAAUUGAGUUUUACCCUCCCAUUAUAUGCUGUACACAGGAAACAAUGGUGCUGGUGAGGUCAUAUUUACUGCAAAACUGUUUUUUAAAUUGUUUUAGUUGUGUAGUGAACACUUCAAAAUCAAUAUGAGAAUACAUUCUGGAAAACAAAUGCAGUUAAAUUACUGAUAAAAUGAUCAAGAAAAUGUGUUUCAUAUCCUUGUCUAUUACAAUUUAAAGGGCACAUAAGGACCUUUUUAUUUUAUUAUGUUAC